Molecule: messenger RNA, 1107 nt
Organism: Chiloscyllium plagiosum (whitespotted bambooshark)
Lineage: Eukaryota; Metazoa; Chordata; Chondrichthyes; Orectolobiformes; Hemiscylliidae
Source: RefSeq, a predicted model, not a curated record
GUCUGUGGAUGUCCUCCAGUGGGUGUCACUGAGUCGAGUCAUUCUUGUUUAAAGUAAGGCUGAGAUGGGACGUCAUGUAUUUUCAGCUCACGUGUGAUAAACCCAGCAAACUUGAGGUCAUUCUGGAAAUGUCUGGAUUUCUGACAGUAGAAUAUAUAAGGUGUGAGCUCAGAGUGCUGCAGCAGAUCAGAGACUCAAGACUGGGAGUUCACAUCAGUCAGUUUGAGGGAAGUGAGAGAAGAGGCAGAGACAAUGCUGAGCUAUCGGGCUUUCCACCCUUCACGUCUGUGCCAGGAGCCUGUAUACACACUGGCGCCUGUUGCACACAGGCUCUGGGAACCACUUGAAUGCAACAUGUGGGAACAGGUGGAAGAAGCGAGAAAGGGCAUGAAGUUCAUCCAUCGAAUUCUUGAGGAUCUGACAGCAGAAUGUUUUGGGGAAAUACCAGGAACUCGAGACAACAAAUCUGAUGCUAAUGGAGAAGGUAAAAGACAAUCCGAGGACAAGGAUGGAGAUGGCUUUUCUGUGUCCCUGAAUGUCCAGCACUUCCCCCCAGAAGGCCUGAGGGUGAAAGUAUUUGGAAGGAAAGUGCUGGUGACAGGAAAACACGAGAAAAAAUGUGAUGAUGGCAGCGGCUGUUACAGCUACAAAUAUGAAGAGUUCAGGAGAGAAUUCCAGCUGCCAGAGGAUGUCGAUGCUGAAGCUCUUCGAUGCUGUUUGUCACAGGACGGUCGGUUAAAGGUUCAAGCCCCGCGCCUGGAACUGCCAGCUGUGAAUGAACAGACUGUCCCCAUCAACAUCCGCUCGGAUACAACAACCACUCCACGGCUCAAUCCUGACCAAGAGGCAGAGGAACUGGAGAAUCGGAAGGAUGUGGGGAUCAAGAAAGCUGAAGAACAGAUGAACAGUUAGGACACUGUUACAAUGAACUGAUGACAUUGUAAUAAUUGUUCAAAAGCAGCAAUGAAUUUCUGUGAAUGUCAGAUAAAGAGAUAUUGCUGUCCAGUUAAUAGUUUUCAACUUGGAAACCUGUACACUGCUAUCAUCAUUGUUCAUGUGGUUUAUUUCUGUAUGUAUAUUCGAAAAAUAAAUACCUUUGAAAUUUAA